AUGGCCGAGUCCAAGCAAACUUAUCCCGAGAAGGCUCUCGACGCGCAUCAUGAUGAGACUGUCUCGCCUGAGGCUUUGGCCUCUGAGGCAAAGGUCGCUGCUGAGGCCGAGCAUCAUAUGACUCUCUGGGAAGCUGUCAAAACAUACCCCAAGGCCAUCGGAUGGUCGGUUCUCCUGUCGUCUACCCUCAUCAUGGAAGGUUACGAUCUUGCUCUGCUGGGCAACUUAUACGCUUCUCCUGUCUUCAACCAGAAAUUUGGCACGUACAAUGCUGAAAAGGAGAAAUACGCUGUGUCGGCGGCUUGGCAGUCCGGGUUAUCCAAUGGAGCCCGCGCUGGCGAAAUUAUCGGUCUCAUUCUCGCUGGAUGGGCGUCCGACAGAUACGGCUACAAGAUGACCACCGUUGGAGCGCUGGUCCUCAUGAUCGCCUUUGUCUUCGUCCUCUUCUUCGCUCCCAACAUCAAGAUCCUCGUUCUGGGAGAAGUUCUCUGCGGUAUUCCCUGGGGUGCGUUCCAGAGUGUGACUCCUGCAUAUGCAUCCGAAGUAGCACCGGUUGUGCUCCGACCAUAUCUCACAACCUUCAUCAACAUGUGUUGGGUCAUUGGCCAGUUCUUUGCUGCUGCUGUCAACAAAGGCUCUGUUGGUCGCAACGACGAGUGGGCUUACCGCAUUCCUUUCGGUGUGCAGUGGGUUUGGCCCGUUCCCAUCCUGGCAGGUGUCAUUUUUGCGCCAGAAUCACCAUGGUGGCAUGUGCGAAAGGGUAACCGAGCUGCCGCCAAAAAGUCACUCCUCAGGUUGACAUCCCCGCAACAACCCAACUUCAACGCCGACGAGACCAUUGCCAUGAUCGAACAUACAAACGAGAUGGAAAAGAACUUGAAGGAGGGCACCAGCUACAGAGAUUGCUUCAAGGGUGUCGAUCUUCGUCGAACAGAGAUCGUUGUAGGUAUCUGGCUUGUGCAGACCCUCGGUGGUCAAAACCUCAUGGGUUACUUCUCCUACUUCCUCACACAAGCCGGGAUGGAUGCCAGUAACUCUUUCUCUCUGUCGAUGGCCCAAUACGCUCUCGGAAUGGUCGGUACCUUCGGUUCGUGGUUUUUGAUGGCCAAGGUCGGUCGACGAACGAUCCACUUCAGCGGCCUCUGCACCCAACUCAUCAUCCUUAUCAUCGUCGGCUCGCUGUCUUUCUCCAAGGACAACGGCUCGGUCUGGGCCAUCGGCGCCAUGCUCAUCGUCUUCACAUUCGUCUACGAUUUCACCGUCGGGCCUGUGACAUACUCCCUUAUUUCGGAGCUUUCCUCCACCCGACUCAAAGCCAAGACAAUCGUCAUGGCUCGCUCUGCGUACAACGCCAGCAAUAUCUUCGUCAACGUCAUGACAAACUACCAACUGUCCUCCACGGCUUGGAACUGGGGAGCUCGCACAGCGUACUUCUGGGCCGGGACUUGUCUUUUCUCUGCCGUCUGGGUGUUCUUUAGACUUCCCGAGCCCAAGGACCGUACUUACGCUGAGUUGGAUGUUCUGUUUGAGAAGCGAGUGUCGGCUAGGAAGUUUGCCACGACUCAGAUCGAUCCUUAUUCUCACUCCGCUGCUGCUGAUACCAAGUUGAACGAGAAGGAGAUGCAGUAG
Fusarium sp. VM40 is the source of this 1629-nucleotide messenger RNA. Lineage: Eukaryota; Fungi; Ascomycota; Sordariomycetes; Hypocreales; Nectriaceae. The record is from the annotation of a GenBank genome assembly.